AUGGUGAGAUAUUCGGUUAAACCUGCUAAUUCUGCAAAGUCCGCUAAAACUCGGGGUUCAUAUUUACGUGUUCACUUUAAGAACACUCGAGAAGCUGCCAAAUCAAUUUCGGGUUUAAAAUUAUCAAAAGCCAUUAAAUAUUUGGAAGAUGUAAAGAGUCAUAAGCAAGCUGUACCUUUUAGAAGAUUUAAUGGGGGUGUGGGUCGAUGUGCUCAAGUUAAAGCUUUUGGGGCUACUCAAGGACGUUGGCCAGAGAAAAGUGCGGAGUUUUUAUUGGGUCUUUUGAAAAAUGCUCAAAGCAAUGCUGAACGUAUCAAUCCAUACAUGAGUAGUCCUUGUCACAUUGAAAUUAUUGUUUCAGAAGAAGGUUCUCAAGUAAAACGUGAAAGUGAUGAUACUAAAAAAGUUGCUCGACUUAAU
This is a messenger RNA of Diversispora eburnea, 420 nucleotides long. Lineage: Eukaryota; Fungi; Glomeromycota; Glomeromycetes; Diversisporales; Diversisporaceae. The record is from the annotation of a GenBank genome assembly.